CGACAUCCGGGACAAAGGUCGAGUCCCGAUAAGAUAAGAUUAGAUAGCGAAACUUUCCCUCACUCAACCCUCAGCAUACCUUAACAAUUUAACAUUUUCCAAUGUUGUCGCCCUUGGUCCUUCGCAACAUUUCACGUCAAUAACCCACCCCUUGAUAUGUCAUGGUUUGCCCGCGCAAUCCGAGGCAUCAUGGCGUCCGAACCGAAGAAAGUACCCAUUCCCCCUAACGGCGUCGACUACCGGGGUAAAGUCGUCCUUGCGCCUAUGGUCCGGUCGGGAGAGUUGCCCUCUCGGCUGUUAGCGCUUCACUACGGCGCAGAUUUGGUAUGGGGUCCCGAAACCGUAGACCGCUCCCUAAUCGGCACAACACGGCGCUUCAACCCGACCACACAAACCAUAGAAUGGACGCGCAAACCCUCACUAGGCGGCAACAACGGCAAAACCCCCCCCUCCGAAAUCAAAGACAGUAUAAUCUACCGCAUAUACCCAACCCGCGAAGGCCGUCGUCUAAUCUUCCAACUCGGCACCUCGAACCCCACACUCGCGGUCGAAGCCGCGCGCCUGGUCGCUGCGGAUGUAGUAGGCAUCGAUGUGAACGCGGGGUGUCCAAAGCCCUUCAGCACACACGAUGGGAUGGGCGCUGCGCUAUUACGAACACCUGAUAAGCUAUGUGCGAUCCUGGAGGCGCUGGUGCAGAAUAUAGUGCCUGAGUUUCAGAUUGGGAUUAGUGUUAAGAUUAGGAUUUUGGAAACGGCGCAGGAGACGGAGACGCUGGUGCGUCGCCUCGUGGCUACGGGGAUUACGGGGUUGACGGUGCAUUGCCGGACUACGCCUAUGCGGCCCAGGGAACGCGCGAUUAGAGGACAGUUGCGCAUGAUUGCGGAUAUAUGCCGCGAGGCCGGUGUAGCGUGUCUAAUGAACGGCGACGUGGAGAACCGGGAUCAGGCCAUGGAUUUGAUAAAAGAGUACAGCGUCGACGGAGCCAUGAUCGCGACGAAAGCCGAGAAGAAUUCAAGUUGUUUCCGGAGCGAAGCCGACGGAGGAAUAGCACCAUGGGCCGAGGUUGUGGAACGAUACAUACAAUGCGCACUGGACGUUGAGAACAAGUUCAGCAACACCAAGUACUUACUCUGCCAGAUGAUACCGGGAAAAGCACCGGCAUACCGCAACAUCAGCGCCUGCAAGGGUUACACCAGGAUGUGUGAGAUGCUUGGCUUCGAUCAUAUGCUCGAGCGAGCCCGUGAGGUCGAUAUAAGUCGUGAUCUCGAUCCAGAUUAUCCAGAGAAGAAGCCAAUCACGAAUGCUAAGAAGACCAACGACAGCGCGCUCGCUGCGGGUGGUAAUUUAGCAGAGUCGCGGUCAAAGUCGCACGCGAAGAAGGAAUUAUCGGAUCGAGGGGUCAGCACACAAGCUGAAGCCCAACCGGCCGAAGCUAUGGCGGUAUCAGCUUAGAUUAAAAGGGGCGGUGGGUUGCAUUGCGGGAGUCAGUGAAAGCAGCAUUUACGGGCGUUAAGCAGGUAUUUUUGUAUCUAUCCUCUUUGGAUUUGGAAGUAGAUGAGAGCAUUUACAUGGACAAUCACGGUUCACGCCAUGGAACUAUAAAUGGAUUUGGUAGCAUUGAAAACGGUCAGGAGCUAUACUCGAGGUAAAUAAUUAUCGCAAUGAUGCCUGCCUAUGAAUAAAUUCCCCAGCCAAUUCAUCUUUAGCAGAUCAUAUUCUUGCUGUUUGCGACCUGCGCUUCAAUGCUUUCUAGACCUUCUUUCCCUGCUUAAUGAGGUCGGAUACCUUAGGAGGUAGUACCAAGGCACUUCUAUCAUUGCGCUUGUAGAAAUCAACAAGGGAUAUCGCUGUCUUCUCGGGUAAAUCUUCGUGUAUGAAAUGUCCCGCUUCCGGGAAUACCUGUAGGGCAUAUUUCCCUGUUGUG
Molecule: messenger RNA, 1924 nt
Organism: Hypoxylon trugodes
Lineage: Eukaryota; Fungi; Ascomycota; Sordariomycetes; Xylariales; Hypoxylaceae
Product: dihydrouridine synthase
Exons: 2
Coding region: 157-1452 (431 amino acids)
Biological process (GO): tRNA dihydrouridine synthesis
Cellular component (GO): cytoplasm
Molecular function (GO): flavin adenine dinucleotide binding; tRNA dihydrouridine synthase activity
Source: RefSeq, a predicted model, not a curated record